Molecule: messenger RNA, 1069 nt
Organism: Bursaphelenchus xylophilus (pine wood nematode)
Lineage: Eukaryota; Metazoa; Nematoda; Chromadorea; Rhabditida; Aphelenchoididae
Source: the annotation of a GenBank genome assembly
AUGGUGGGUUUACCGCACCCGGCGGGUAUUGCGACAAGAUUUCGGGUAAACUAUCGACCAUGGACCCGGGAUGAGAGGGCGGUCGUCUCCAGGGUAAUUUUCACAAGGGACUAUAGAGAUAGAGAAGUUCCAUCCGACGCUCAUUUCCGCGCGGUGUUAGUGCUCCAAAGGAAUUUGGAAGAACAAUUGUCGAUGGGAUUCGACCAGUUUGUGCGAACAGCACCGAGACCAAGUGAAAACGACGUAGUAAUAGUGAGGUCAACGUGGCGUACCCAGAAAUGAGAGCCAAGUGUUAUAUAUUGUUGUUACCGAUGUAUAUGGCACAAAAAUACUCGUCAGUGGGUCGUUUUGAGGAGGUUGGAGAUGGAUGUCCAUAUUUGGCUGGACCAUCAGCGGAGCAUUUGAAUUUGUUAUGAACAGGGUAUGUGCGUAAGAGGAUAACUGUUAGAGUAUGAUAAGUCUUUUGGUUAUUGUAUUGGAUUAUUUUAUUGGAUUACACACACAGUUUAAGCUACGCUGAUAUCAUAUGGAUUCUACACCCCUAUUCGUUCACCACCAAUGUUAUAUGUCUUACAUGCCUCGGCAUGACCUACGCUUAUGUCACCGUAUAUCUACUAGCAACUCGUUUAUUCAAUUUGAAUUUGGUAGACUUCUUUCUAAAGCGAUGGAGGAGUCAGAGGUUCUUCUACGUGUGCACGCCCACUGGAAAGGAUGGAUUGUCAAGAAGAGAAUAGAGAUCAGAUGGAUUAUUUCGGAGACAUGGAUUGGGUGCCCUAUCAAGUAGAUAAUUUGUGUGUGUGUGUGUACAAUAAAUAUAGUAAUGUAUCUCAUCGGACAAUUUUACUUUGAACUUAAGGGAUUUGCCCUCAUAUAUUCACAAAACCUCGUUCCGACCAGAAGGCAGGACCCUUCAGCCAACGGCGAGAAAAUUCUAGGGCCACAAAGCGCCCCGUUGCCCAAUCUGCAAUGGAUCCGCAGCGACCGGAGCAGGAAGAAGAAGAAAGAAGAGUGCCGCUCUUACGGCUCUGGAAGCCCAAAAUAUGAUCAGCGGAUCACAGCAACUCGUUGA